This is a messenger RNA of Aphidius gifuensis, 355 nucleotides long. RefSeq lists its product as uncharacterized. The coding region runs from base 14 to 355 and encodes 113 amino acids. Lineage: Eukaryota; Metazoa; Arthropoda; Insecta; Hymenoptera; Braconidae. The transcript is spliced from 4 exons. The record is from RefSeq and is a predicted model, not a curated record.
UAUCUUAUCAAAGAUGAAUUAUUAUAUAAUAAUUUUUAAUUUAUUAAUAUAUUUAAUUGUCAAUGGUCAUUCAAUUGAUUCAAUAAUCUCACAAGACAUUGAUAAUAUUAUAGCUGCAAAAAAUAAAACAACUGAAAGUUUUAAAAAUGCGUUUAAUAAUAUUAACAACAAUAAAAAGAAAAAAUGUUUUGAUGAAUCAAUUGAAAAAUUAGAAGAUAUUACAGGUGAGGCUAAAAUAUACUAUGAAACUUGUGAGAUGAGCAAGAAAAUAGAAUUAGAAAAACACUCAAAUAUACAGACAAAAGAAAAAAUUAAAAUUCAGGCAAGAACCAAUGUUUUGUAUAAUGAUUAUUAA